Peromyscus maniculatus bairdii (prairie deer mouse) is the source of this 5425-nucleotide messenger RNA. The record is from RefSeq and is a predicted model, not a curated record. NCBI's taxonomy places the organism in Eukaryota, Metazoa, Chordata, Mammalia, Rodentia, Cricetidae.
AGAGUGCGCCUGCGCACUGCCCUCCGUCGCUGAGUGAGCCGCAGUCUCUGGAGCCCCGAGGUGCUUCGGUCUCCCGCGGCCCAGCCUCGCCCGCAAACCCGGUGUUGUUGGGCUGCAUCCCGAGCGGGGACAUUGGCGGAGCACGGCCCGCGGCCACCAUGCCGAUCAAUAAAUCUGAGAAGCCAGAAAGCUGCGAUAAUGUGAAGGUGGUUGUUAGGUGCCGGCCCCUCAAUGAGAGAGAGAAAUCAAUGUGCUAUAGACAGGCCGUCAGCGUGGACGAGAUGAGGGGAACUAUCACCGUCCAUAAGACCGAUUCUUCCAACGAACCUCCAAAGACAUUUACUUUUGAUACUGUUUUUGGACCAGAAAGUAAACAACUUGAUGUAUAUAACUUAACUGCAAGACCUAUUAUUGAUUCCGUUCUGGAAGGCUACAAUGGGACAAUUUUUGCAUAUGGACAGACUGGCACAGGCAAGACUUUCACCAUGGAAGGUGUCCGCGCUGUGCCGGGGCUCAGAGGAGUCAUCCCCAACUCAUUUGCUCACAUAUUUGGUCACAUCGCAAAAGCAGAGGGUGACACAAGGUUUUUGGUUCGAGUGUCAUACUUGGAGAUAUAUAAUGAAGAAGUCCGAGACCUUUUGGGCAAGGAUCAGACACAGCGGUUGGAGGUUAAAGAAAGGCCUGAUGUGGGAGUAUAUAUCAAAGAUUUAUCAGCUUAUGUGGUCAAUAAUGCUGACGAUAUGGAUAGAAUCAUGACGCUAGGCCACAAAAAUCGUUCUGUUGGUGCAACUAACAUGAAUGAGCAUAGUUCGAGAUCCCACGCCAUCUUUACAAUUACUAUAGAAUGUAGCGAGAAAGGUGUUGAUGGAAACAUGCAUGUCAGGAUGGGGAAGCUCCACCUGGUGGAUCUUGCUGGGUCAGAAAGACAAGCGAAAACUGGAGCCACAGGACAGCGCCUCAAGGAAGCUACAAAAAUCAACCUUUCCCUCUCUACCCUGGGCAAUGUCAUUUCUGCCUUGGUGGAUGGAAAAAGCACACAUGUGCCGUAUCGGAACUCUAAACUGACGCGUCUGCUGCAGGAUUCCUUAGGAGGGAACUCAAAAACCAUGAUGUGUGCAAAUAUUGGGCCAGCAGAUUAUAAUUACGAUGAGACCAUCAGCACCUUGCGCUAUGCCAACCGAGCCAAGAACAUUAAAAACAAAGCAAGAAUUAAUGAAGACCCAAAGGAUGCUCUGCUUCGUCAGUUUCAGAAAGAAAUAGAAGAGCUGAAGAAAAAGCUUGAAGAAGGGGAAGAAGUCUCAGGCUCUGACGUCAGUGGUUCAGAGGAGGAUGACAACGAGGAGGGUGAGCUUGGAGAAGAUGGAGAAAAAAGGAAGAAGAGAAGGGGCAGUAGCAGCAGCAGUAGCUCAGACUCCACAUGUUCUGUCAUAGAGAAGCCUCUGGAUGAGUUCUUGCCUCAUCAAGCAGGUAAAAAGAAAGUUUCCCCAGAUAAGAUGGUGGAAAUGCAAGCGAAAAUUGAUGAGGAGAGAAAAGCAUUGGAAACAAAACUUGACAUGGAAGAAGAAGAAAGAAACAAGGCUAGAGCUGAACUGGAGAGACGGGAGAAGGACCUUCUGAAAGCCCAACAAGAGCAUCAGUCUUUGCUGGAAAAGCUGUCUGCUUUGGAGAAGAAAGUCAUUGUAGGUGGUGUGGACUUAUUGGCCAAAGCUGAGGAGCAAGAGAAGCUUCUUGAGGAGUCCAAUAUGGAGCUGGAGGAGAGGAGGAAGAGAGCUGAGCAACUUCGGAAAGAACUCGAGGAAAAAGAGCAAGAACGCUUGGACAUUGAGGAAAAAUACACCAGUCUACAAGAGGAGGCACAGGGAAAGACGAAGAAAUUAAAGAAAGUCUGGACCAUGCUGAUGGCUGCAAAGUCUGAGAUGGCUGAUCUUCAGCAAGAGCAUCAGAGGGAAAUUGAAGGCCUCCUGGAGAACAUUCGGCAGCUCAGCCGUGAGCUUCGGCUUCAGAUGCUUAUUAUUGAUAACUUCAUACCUCAGGACUACCAGGAAAUGAUUGAAAACUAUGUCCAUUGGAAUGAAGACAUAGGAGAAUGGCAGCUAAAAUGUGUGGCCUACACAGGAAACAACAUGAGGAAACAAACUCCAGUGCCUGACAAGAAGGAGAGAGACCCUUUUGAAGUAGACCUUUCCCAUGUGUAUCUUGCCUAUACAGAGGAGAGUCUGCGUCAGUCUUUGAUGAAGUUAGAAAGGCCACGGACCUCCAAGGGGAAAGCAAGGCCAAAGACUGGGAGAAGAAAGCGUUCUGCAAAGCCCGAGACCGUAAUUGAUUCAUUACUUCAAUAAAUGUUACAGAAUUAAGGUUAUAAUAAAAAAGAGUGAUAUUCUCAUGCCUGGACAGAAAUCCUUAAUUAAGACACUGAGGACACCUGUGUAAUUCACAUAAUGUAAGCUGUAAAUUAUAGAGUGAGACUGGAAAUAGCAACUUUCCUACUAACUUUUAGAUUCUUAAGUUUCUGUAUCAUGUAAGUGCACAUAGCUCAUGAUUGUUGAGGAUGCCACACCGUGCCGCAGUGCUCUGUGGAAGUAAGGACACAGUUCUUACAGAGUGCUGUGGUUGUAUUCGAAUGUGCAUCUCUUAGCCGUGUACUCAACUGUUGCGUAUCUAGAUAAGCAGAAUCUCAGAGGAGAAGAAACUUGCCUGUCUUGUUUGCACACUGCGCAUGGCAGAUCGCCUUGUCCUGUGUUCUGUGUCAACUCCUGGGUGGCUCAUCUGAGCAGUCACUUGUCCUAACACCCAACAGGCCUGUCUAACUGCAUUCCGACUUUAUACUAACGUUUGUUACAUUUAGGUAUGAGAUGACUGAGUUUACGGAUCUCCUAUAGAAAACUGUGUAAUUGGACAGCUUUGUAGGUUGACAUUUUCAAGGUACAGUUUGAACAUGUGCUCCAGCGUCUGGCCACCCUCCACCAGUUUCUGUUCCCUGAGUCCACAUUCAGCCUUUGUUGUUGCUGCUGCUGGCUUGGCUUCCCCACCACAGCCAGCGGUGGCCAUUUGGCUUUGCUCUACACAGUUUUAAAAAUUCCUUUGAACAUGUGGCUUACAGACAGAGACUCCAUUGUCUGAAUUUAAGUUUUGAUGGAAAUAACUAUAUACAAAUUGAAAUGAUUCUCAUUUUUUUCAGAAAAUGAAGCUAAGCCAGAAAAUACCUUUUAAUUUUCUUUAUAGCAUUUAUCUAUAUAUAUAAUGCCGUUCUCAGAAUUUCUUCUAUGGCUAAUCCAGUUAGUCCAUAUUCCUCUCCAAAAAAAGUUAUAUUCAAUAUGUAGUAAAAUGAGUUAUAAUACAAUUUUUUUUACAAUAAAUGUUUUUAUUUUUUGUGUGUCUACUUAUAAAAUUGUUUUGAAAGUUAUGUGCUUCUGAAGCCUAUCAUGCUUUCUAAGUUCAAAAUUGUGCAAUCAACUCCAAGCUCUUGAUUGCAAAGGUUUUGAGACUUCCCAAGUUAGGAUUCCUUAGGCUCCUGUGAUUUGAACAAGCAGGGUAAAUACUGACUUAUCAUUCCGGAGGGGGUGUAUGUAGGCUGUGGCUGGCUGAGUCAGGGUGGAGCCCUGGUGAGGGAUGGAAACUGUGGUCAUACAUUUGUGGAGCCUUCCAGAAGGACCGCUCAGUGUCCUGUAUGUGCAGCAUGUGCUGAUACGACCAUGGCACUGUGGUGGUGUCCUCAAGGUAAUGGAUGUGGCCUGGGUGCUGUGACGCACUGAGCAGAGUGUGUGUCUUGUAAAGGCUCAUGUGAGCCAAGCGUCUUGGUGGUGUCAUAUUUCUCCUGGUGUAAACUUAACUGUUAGUAGUUACAGAAUCUUAGUUUUACCAGUAAGGAAAAAGAAUCUACAUGCCUUCGUGUCCAUGUUUCUAUCAUUUAACAGUUUGGUUGGUCUGGAAGGAAUAUCUGCUGUGAAUUAAACUAAAACAUUAGAGACAUUGAAUCUAGUGUGUUAAAGCCUGUAACAGUAACAAAAGAACUCCAUAAAAAUGGAAAAUACUGAGAAAAUUCUCUAAGCAUCUUGCCCUAGUAAUUUUGUUCGCUUGCUUGCUUGUUGUUUUGAGACUGGAUCUCUCUGUGUUAGCCCAGGCUGGCCUGGGACUCAUGAUCCCUCCGCCUCAGCCUCCCAAGUGCUGAGAUUGCAGGUGACGUCAUCAUGCCAGCAAUCUUUAUUAAAGCAUGUGUGCUAAAACUCUAGUCAGGUGGACAUUGUUCAUUUUCUGAAAACCAAAUUAGAUUCUUGCCAGGUUGGGAGGUCUGUGUGGAGAUGGUAGGACACCCACUUCUGCUUCUCAUUUACUGUGUCUUUGUCCUCAAAAGGAAUCAUUUGUAUUUUCAGUGUUAAUUUCAUGAAUGGAUAGAGAUGGAGAACAAACUUGCUUAAUGUUUAAAAUAAAUGUACAGCUUUUAAAUGAGUGGGACAGAUCUAUAAAUAGGAUAUUGACAAGUAUCCUUUUUUUUCUUAAUUUAAAAAGUAAUAUUUAUUUAUUUGAAAGGAACCCUAAUAGGAAGCUAUGCUGGCUCUGCACUUACAUGCUCUACCAGCCAGGCUCUCUCCACUCAGUGUCUGCUCUUGUGAUGUUCAGGCUUAGCCGAGGGGAAGGCUGUGCAGCCAGUGUUUACCUGACAGUGAGCCCUCCCACAGGCUGUCUCAUUUAUGUUCUGGAAAAGGUGAUCUUCUAGUUUAUGUUUUUGGCAGCCAGAACAUCAAGGUUAUUUUGGAGGGGAAAGUGUUGCUUUAUCUGCAACAUGUUUUUAAAGUUAUGAUUAUAGUUUUAGUAUUUCUAUUUUCAUUUUAGGUUUAGGAUGUAUCCCAUCUCCCUGCCCCCUUUUAAGUUGUAAGGCAAGAAACACCCUCUUUCCUAUAGAGCUGUGAAUUAAGGAAUGGGCGAAGUUUACAUUUACACACACCUGUGUCUGCCCAGUUUCUCCCCCCUUCCCCCUCUAUUUUGAGAUAAGAGUCCUAUGUAGCCUAGGCUGGCCACAAACCCUGUAUGUAGCUCAGGUUGGCCUUAAACUCCUGAUCCUCCUCUACCUCCUCCUCAUGAUUGCUGGGAUUACACUUGUGCACCACUACACCCAGCCCCUCUCCCCCGUUUCUUAAUAUAUAUAAUUGUUUUCUUUUUUUAAACUACUAGAAAACAUAGUUCUUCCUAGUGCCUUUGAGCUGACCCUGCAGUUUUGACUAAUUAGAAUCAGUGGAAAUCUGAGCAGCAGUACUGUAAUGCUGUUACCAACCAGGAUACAGACUGUAUAGUAAGUUUGUUGUGUUAAUUCAGAAGCCACACUCACGUUGUAUUUUAUGUAUAAAUUGUAUUUGUUCAAGCUGUAUAUAUCAAUGUUGUGUGUACAUGCAGCAUGGUAAGAUGAAAAAUAAAAUUCCUCCCCAAUGCC